Molecule: messenger RNA, 1755 nt
Organism: Pseudovirgaria hyperparasitica
Lineage: Eukaryota; Fungi; Ascomycota; Dothideomycetes; Acrospermales; Acrospermaceae
Product: gamma-glutamyltranspeptidase
Exons: 2
Coding region: 1-1755 (584 amino acids)
Biological process (GO): glutathione catabolic process
Cellular component (GO): plasma membrane
Molecular function (GO): glutathione gamma-glutamate hydrolase
Source: RefSeq, a predicted model, not a curated record
AUGGCCCCCCCUCGGACUUUAUAUGUAGCCCUUCUCCUCAGUCCUGUGUUCGCCAACCCAACCUUAUAUGGCCAACGAUCCGACUACUCGCCAUACUAUCACGGACAGGCCCACGAGUCUACCAUUGGCGCCGUCUCCUGCGAGUCUGACAUCUGCGCCCGCAUUGGCACAUCCUUUCUAAAGGAUGGCUCCAACGCCGCCGAUGCUCUCGUCGCAACUGUCUUUUGCGUCGGCGUUGUGGGAAUGUACCACAGUGGCGUUGGAGGUGGUGGAUUUGGAUUGAUUCGCAAGCCGGACAGCUUGUGCACAUCUGAAAAGGAGCGGUUCGAGUUUGUCGACUUCCGGGAAACUGCACCAGCUGCAGCGUACGAGGAUAUGUACAAGGAUAACUCGAACGGAAGUGUCUACGGCGGACUAGCGAGCGGCGUGCCAGGCGAGGUUCGUGGGCUUCAGCACAUCUAUGAGAACUACGGAAGUGGGAAGUUUAGCUGGGCGGAGUUGAUGGCGCCCGCGAUCGCGGUCGCGCGACUUGGGUGGCGUGUCAACGAGGAUUUGAUAUCAUACAUGGCCUCAGCUGUAGCUUCAGGCAGCACCGGGGAUUUCCUGGUGCAUAACGCAGAGUUCGCGAAAGACUUUGCGCCGAAUGGGACGAGGCUUCAAUUGAACCAGACGAUCACACGGGCACGGUAUGCGAAUACACUGGAGAAGAUCGCAAACGGUGGCCCGAAUGCCUUUUACGAAGGAGAGCUGGCUGAGGCAAUGAUUACUACGUUGCAGAGCUGCAAUGGUACGAUGACAUUGGAUGAUCUGAAGAAUUACACUGUGGCAGUCCGAAACAUUACACAGAUUGACUACCGAGGAUACAAAGUGUCGAGUAUUGGUGCGCCAGGGGGUGGGCCUGUGGCGUUGGCAGCGUUAAACAUCUUGCAGCAGUAUGAAGCAGUUGGCGAAGCAGGGCUCAACAUCACGACACAUAGGUUGGAUGAAGCGAUGAAAUUUGCGUACGGCAUGAGGACCGAACUCGGCGACCCUCUAUUCCUGGCAGAUAUGGACGAGUACGUCCAGGACAUGAUCUCCAAUGACCUCGCCUUAGCAGUGAAAGGUCGCAUCUCAGACUCCCACACCUUGAACGCUUCUGCAUAUGAUCCCAAGGGUCUUGAAAUUCUCAACACCCCUGGGACCUCACACAUCAAUGUCGCAGAUGCAUCUGGUAUGGCUAUUUCCCUUACAACGACUAUAAAUUUGCUCUUUGGUUCGCAAGUCGUAGUCCCGGAGUCCGGUAUAAUCAUGAACGACGAAAUGAAUGACUUCUCCAUCCCGAACGUGACCAACGCCUUCGGCUAUAUCCCCAGCCCAGCCAACUACGUCCGACCUGGUAAACGUCCACUCUCGUCCAUGUCGCCCGUAAUUGUUGAGUUCCCCAAUGGCACGCUAUACCUUGUCGUCGGGGCCGCCGGGGGUAGCCGCAUCACCACAGCGACCAUACAAAACAUAUGGAAUGUCUUGGACCGCAACAUGACAACGCUGCAAGCACUAAAAGAGCCGCGCUUGCAUGACCAGCUAAUUCCCUUGACCACGAGCUUUGAGUUUACGUACAGUAACGAUACGGUGGAUUAUAUGCGCGAGAAGGGGCAUAACAUCACUUUUGUAGCGCCUGGAGGUAGUACGGCCCAGGCGUUGAGGAGGUUAGGUAACGGAACGUUUGAGGCUGCGGGUGAGCCAAGGCAGAUGAACUCCGGUGGCUUUGCGGUGUAA